Messenger RNA from Emiliania huxleyi CCMP1516, 216 nucleotides. RefSeq lists its product as hypothetical. The record is from RefSeq and is a predicted model, not a curated record. Gene Ontology annotation, molecular function: ubiquitin-protein transferase activity. Gene Ontology annotation, biological process: protein ubiquitination. Bases 1 to 216 code for a protein of 71 amino acids. The transcript has 2 exons. Lineage: Eukaryota; Haptophyta; Isochrysidales; Noelaerhabdaceae.
AUGAGCGACCCGGUGAUGGCGGCCGAUGGGCACGCGUAUGAGCGGUGUGCGAUCGAGCGCUGGCUCGCGACCAAGUCGACGAGCCCGAUGACGGGCGGCGAGCUCGAGAACACUAGCCUCUUCCCGCACCACAUGCUGCGCCGGAUGAUCCGGGACUGGGACGGGGCGCGGAAGGCAGCUUGUGACGCGGGAGCGACGUACGAGGCUCUCACGUAG